Molecule: messenger RNA, 798 nt
Organism: Penicillium pulvis
Lineage: Eukaryota; Fungi; Ascomycota; Eurotiomycetes; Eurotiales; Aspergillaceae
Product: SDR family NAD(P)-dependent oxidoreductase
Exons: 3
Coding region: 1-798 (265 amino acids)
Source: RefSeq, a predicted model, not a curated record
AUGGCGGACUACUUACGUGACGGAACAGCCUGUAUCACAGGUGCCGCUUCGGGCAUCGGAAGAGCGACAUCUCUAGCAUUCGCUCGGGACGGAUGUCGCAAACUCGUCCUAGGGGACCUGUCCUCUGCCGGUCUUGAUGAGACACGAGAUAUGAUACUACAGAUGUAUCCCACAUCGGAGGUCGUAACUUCCGUGAUGGACGUGACAAAUAUAGAUCAGGUUGAAAGUUUCCAUGCGACGGCGGUAGAGAAGUUUGGUCGCAUAGACUUCACGGCUAAUAUCGCUGGCUAUGGACACCAGCCAACCCCAUCCGUUGAGCUGAAAUCGAGUGAAAUCAGCAAAUGUUUUGCUGUCAACUUAAAAGGAGUUUUCCUUUGCGAACAAGCACAACUCCGUCAAAUGCUCAAACAGUCUCCAUUGGAUGGUUUCGAGAGUCGGGGCAGCAUCGUCAAUGUGGCCAGCCUUUGUGCUACGAUCGCAAUGCCAGGUAUGACAGGGUACUCUGCAACCAAGGGUGGUGCACUGGGCCUGACCCGGGGUGACGCUCUGGACUACGGCCCACACCAAAUCAGGGUCAACUGUGUUGCGCCAGGGAACAUCAUCACGCCAAUGCUAUCAAAUGUCAUGGGCGAGGAGCAUAUGUCUAUCAUGGCAGGUAUUACGCCUCUGAGACGCCUGGGGCGGCCGGAUGAUAUCGCCAACGCAGUCGUUUGGCUCAGCUCACCUAUGGCUUGCUAUCUUACGGGUGUAAAUCUGCCUGUCGACGGUGGACUGGCGCUGAGCACUGGUCCGUUUUGA